AUGCCUGAUCCCUUCUUCGCCGACAUUGUUGCUGUUUUUCCGGGAAACGCAUGGCAAACCAAUGCAGUAAACAAUUCUAUGGCAAACAUUAGGAGGAACAAUGAAUUAACUGAAGCAAUGCAAGCUAUCCGAGACAUGGCUGUUGCUCUAAUGAGGAAUCAAAGACCUGAAGGAAACCCUGAAUCACAAGGUUUAGCUAAAUUUAGGAGAAACAAACCCCUACAAUUUUCUGGAGGAUACGAUCCAGAAAAGGUUGAGUUGUGGAUUAAGGAGAUAGAAAAACUGUUUCGAGUUAUGAACUGUGCUGACAACCAAAAGUUGAAGCAAGGAAGUAUGACAGUAGGGGAAUAUGCUUCCAAGUUUGAAGAGUUAGGAAAAUACUCUACUUUCUUUUAUCACCCAGAGGAAAGGAUGAAGUGUAUAAAAUUUGAAAAUGGACUUAGAGAUGAAUUGAGAAAAGCAGUAGGAAUACUAGAAAUUACUGAUUUUCCUACGCUUAUUAACAAGUGUAGAUUUUUGGAAGAUUUUGAGAACAACCAAAAUAUCAAACCAAAGUAUUUUGGACCCCAAACAAAUAAAAAUAAACGCAAUGAGGGAAAACCUUACAAUCGCCCACAAUGGAGGACCCAAUCCAACCAAUCUUCAUCAGGAAAUUCUAGUAGACCUAUAUAUGAUCAUAUCAGAUGCUUUAAAUGCGGACAAGGUCAUCAUGCUAAAGAUUGUCGCCUUAAGGGACCAGUCUGUUUCAAGUGUGGGAAACCUGGUUACCUAUUCUCUGAGUGUGGACAACAAAAGUCACAUUUCAAUCCAAGUGCAACCAAUACAAGACCUACCACAACAGGAAAGUAUACACCAUGA
This is a messenger RNA of Vigna unguiculata (cowpea), 858 nucleotides long. RefSeq lists its product as uncharacterized. The record is from RefSeq and is a predicted model, not a curated record. NCBI's taxonomy places the organism in Eukaryota, Viridiplantae, Streptophyta, Magnoliopsida, Fabales, Fabaceae.